Messenger RNA from Drosophila ficusphila, 4161 nucleotides. RefSeq names its product nucleoporin Ndc1. Gene Ontology annotation, biological process: nuclear pore organization. The transcript has a single exon. The record is from RefSeq and is a predicted model, not a curated record. Gene Ontology annotation, cellular component: nuclear pore transmembrane ring. Gene Ontology annotation, molecular function: protein-macromolecule adaptor activity. Bases 344 to 2143 code for a protein of 599 amino acids. NCBI's taxonomy places the organism in Eukaryota, Metazoa, Arthropoda, Insecta, Diptera, Drosophilidae.
GCAGUUUGUUAGGGAAUAAAAUAAGAAAAGUUAUGGUCUAAGAAUUAGUGUAUUUUGCUCAAUUUUCAGCAACCACUUACAACCCCUUGUAAGAGUAACGGAAAGAAAAACUUUAAAUUGGCAUAAAAACUUUGAACUUUUGCAAAAAGGGCGAGGGGUUCAAUGAGGGAGUUAGUUGGGUCAACGGCAGCCCAUUAAAUAGAUUGAUGACCAGGCCAACCAACUUGGGAACUAUGUCAAUUGCGACAGUAAACUGACAGAAAGAAGGUUACAAGUUGCACCCAAGCAAGCGGGGUAAAUAAAAUCAGAAUUGCCAAGUAAAAUCUUUUACUUUCAUACAAAAAUGGUCGAGGAGGUGGAGACGAUCACUGGCUUUGCGCCCCGAUAUUUUGUGUCGCUGCCCCGGAAGAUCAAGAAGCUUUUGGUAUAUCGCUUCCUAUUUGCCACUUUACUGUGCUCGUGGUUGGAUUAUCAGCUGCUGGCGAUUUUUUUGUGCAUAAAUCUAUUUGAGGUGAGGCGACCGCUGGAUUCCCUUAAUGAUAUCUUGAACUGGACUCUGUUUUCGGUUUACACCGCUACAGUUAUGUUGCUCAUACGAUUGAGCAUAGUUCUUUAUGGAUUGAUAUUGUGCCACGUCCAUUAUGCCAUUCCCCAAUGCUAUCCCAACAGAAUGGCCAGGAUAGUGUCCGAGUUUCCUCAACAUUUUUGCCUACUUUCAUCGAUACUCUCAAUAACUACCGCCAGCAGCUGGCUGUAUGCAUCCUUUGUGGAGUUUAUUGAUAAAAAUUACUUGUUAGGAGGGUCUUGGUAUUAUCUUAUGACCUUCGGUUGCUUCAUUGGGAUUUCCUACUUCCAUAAGCAUCACGGAAGGUGCCUGACAAGAUUUUCAUUGCCCAUAGUUUAUCUGGAUAUGAAAGAAUGUCUCCUGCGAAUGUGGCUAUGUCAAUUGAAAAGUUCUGGAAAACAAGCUAUCGUACCAACAUUAUUAUUUGCCCUGAUUUACUGGCCAUCAAUGGGCUACUGGGAAUCUACAGUAUUCGAUGGACUCGCUACUGGAGUUCAAGUGAUUAUAACUCAACCAACGCGACUUUUUCAAGGUUGGUUGCUAUCCACCUUGACCCUUGCCAAAUUAUGCCUAGUUCGGGAGGUCUAUGGCCUAAUAAUGCAACGAAAAUUAUCUUUAGUUAAUGAUUCAAGACGCCUGCACGAGUUUUUAAAUCCUAACCUAUUUACGCUUAUUUUGGAGCGAUGGAAAAACUUCACAUGCAUAAUGCGAAUGAAACCGAUGGCAAGCAAUAAACCGGGCAAUAACUUCUGCCUCCCGGUUUCCAUGGCUCUGGAUACUCCUGAAAUAUAUGGCUUUCAAUUACUGGCAGCCCGCGAUUUUUAUGUCGCAAUGUCGGGAAGUUUAUGCAGCGAGUUAUACAAAAUCAAAUGCUCAACUAUAAAUCGCAAAUGGACUGAGCUACGCGACGUUAUACUGGGUUCGGCAAAUGAAUUUCUGGCCGGUAUGGAUUCAUGUUUGGAGUCGACUCCUCGCAUUAAGAUUUCCCAUUUACUAAAGACUAAAGCGCCGCAAAAGCCUGGACUUCGUUUCUUGGUAAAGCCGCCCACACGCCAAUUACCACUUCGAUGUCGAGGUCAUCCAAACUGUCAGGUACUAGAGCAAACUUGGUGUUUUUGUAAUCUUCAACAAUAUUUUCUCAAGAGAGUGUUUUACUAUUGGAAUCGUAUUUGGUCUCGAAUGCCAGUAGUUCUUCAGUGGUAUUGUUUUCUCCACGAUCCAGUUCCUUUGGCCAAACUUAACCAUGUGUUGAAAUGUGCAGAGCCUCUAGUUUGGUCCCUUCAAGGACUUGUUUGCAUUUGCGUAAGAUCCGCUAAAGAAGACACAUUUGGCUACAUCCAGAGCGAUUUAGAGAGCAUUUUGAAAUGUUUAUUAAAUGUGCAAGAGAAGUUGAUCAGUGCCGAGGAGAUGCAGAUGAGGGAGCUGGGAAAGCUUUGCUCCAGUCAUGAUCUUUUAUUGAAGGCCAUAAACCGUUGUUUAUACAAAAUGCUGUUUGUUUUUGGUCCAUAUGUCGAUUUUCUUCUGUACGACAAGCAUUUGAAUGAAAAAGUCAAAAGCAGAAUGGACUUGCUGCCCUAAGUUUGUUAUGUUUCUUUUACGAAAACCGAUUUCAACAAUUAAAAUUAAUAACGUUUAAAAGUUUUCCGCAAAAAAAACUACUUUUUACUUCAAAACAAAACCUUUAAAACUUCUUUAGCUCCAGCAAUCAUCUCCACAUUAAUUCUUUUUUUUUUUGUCGCACUUGCCACGCACUUUUCACUUUUCCACGCCUUUUCUGCUCUCCAAUCUUCUCUUUUCUCCUUUUCUUUCCUUAUCAAUAAAACGCUGCUGCAUUGUUUGCUGGCUAAGUGGACAAAACACACACACGCACAAAUGGCAGGGAAAGGAACAAAGGAAGAGCUCAAAGAGAGUGGCGAACAAUUGAAUUUUCUACUUGUGCUUCUUCUUACUCCUCCACUUUUGCUUUGACUAUUUUUUUUAUUCGUUCGGAUUCUCCUUAUUGCACCUCCCACGCUGUGUUAUCCCCUUAUCUCUCCCCUCCCUCCUCCUUCUCCUUUUGAUUGCCAUUUGCCUUUGUGGUCGUCCGUAUCAUGUAAACGCUUUGUGUGCAAAAUAGAAAAUGCGAAAAACAACAACAGAAAACAAACUGCGAGCAAAAUAGAGAAAUGAAAAGAUCUCAACAAGUUUGCCGUUAGUCGAGCUAAGCAGAUUUACUUGUUUGAGAGCGUUUUGCGAUUGCCAUUUUGCAAUGAUUUAAGAAGGGGUCGAAAGGAGAGCUGCAAAGGAGGGGUAAAAGGGGUCAUGAGCAAGUGCAGAGGCCAAAAAGCAUAAUUGCCCAGUUGCACUCAAAUGAAUCUCCAUUGAAAACCCCCACUCACCAAUCAAGGGUUAAAGUGUGGGCUGCACAAGAAGCGGCAUCAAAUGUACACAGUGCAUAACAAAAAUAGUUUUUAACGAUUAUAACAAAGUAACAAUAAAGCUACAUAAAUUAGGAUUGGGAUUUUGUCCCUGAAAAAGUUUUUUUCGGUUUUUCUUCUAAUUUGGCUAGGUAUUAAAAUAUUUACCUAAUUUCUAUCCUAAUUGGCGUAUUAACAUAGAUGUGCAACUUGUGACCAUACAAGUUUUUAUUUCAUAAUUCCUCGACAUUUUAAAUUUAAUUCCUAUCAUACAAUGAUAAGAAAAAUUCUGUUUUCAAUUUGCUUUCGACCACUGUAAAUAAAAAAUGUGAAGCAACGAUAAACUAUUUGUGGUCUUUAUCAGCGGCUUGUCUUUAAUAAAAAACAGAAGAACAAAUUGUGGCAAAAGGGGAAGAAGUUGCAGAGACAGAAAACAGACGGCAGCAAUGUUAAUUGAAGGGUUUUUAUUUUUUUGGGAGUAAGAAAACUUCACUGCAACAGAUAAGCAACAAAUACAAAAAGUAAAAACAAAUUUUGUGGCUUGAACUUCAAAGCACACGAAGCGUCGAAAAAAGGAAGGGGUGUGUGGGGGGGAUGGUUAAUAAACAAGCCACCAAAAGGUAAAUAAAUAAGCACAAAAUGCCGAAAAUAGCGCUCAGGGAAUAAAUACAGUAGGACAGAGCGAGAGGGAGAGAACGAACAGCAGCUGCGCCGACGCCUGCUGCUCUUCAACUUCUUCUUCUUCGUCGUCUACCCCCUCGCUCCAAUGCUCUCCUCCUCCUCUUGUUCUCCACAAAUUAAAGGCAAUUACAAUAACAACAACAACAACCAGAAAUGCUCUUUGACUUUUUACAGCAGCCGGAGCAAUGAAUAAAUAAAUACAGUGCACCCUCUUUGCAGUGAACAUAAGUUUUUCGUUUUUAUUAUUAAGUUAUUAGUUUAUAUUCAUAAUUACUGCCAAUGACAUAAUUUUUUAAAAUGUAAUAAUUUUUCAUUCAAAACUUGUAUAGUAUUUACUCCAUCGAGAAUCCACUGUAAAGUUUAUCAGCAGCAAAUGAAUAAAUAGAAAUGCAGCGGGAGAGCAAAUCUGGCUCUCACUCUUCUUUUUUUUAGUUUUCGUGUUUACUUAUUUGCGUUCAUUGGCUUCUCAUCUUAACGGCACUUUGGGCCAAGGAGGUGCGAAUGAAAAGGAGCUAUAAU